CAGAUAAUGCGUCCGCUAAGGUGGACGGAAAGGAGGAGAGCGCCCGUCUGCUGGAGGCAGCUGUCAACGGCGAGAGAUAUGGAUCGAAUAAAGCGGAUCAAGAAAACCUACUCGGCAGCAGCAUGGUUCACGGUACGAGUGAGAGCAACUCAAAGACCCUACCACAAUAUGUGGCCGCUUUGUCAGCUGCUGGUGGCGCAUUUGCCGCUGGUACACUGCUCGGCUGGACAUCACCCGCCGAAGUAAAGAUCAAUAACGGCGCUUAUGAUUUUGAAGUGUCGAAAAGCGAAUUCUCAUGGGUUGGCUCGGCCAUGACAUUGGGUGCGGCGUUCGUUUGCAUACCAACUGGUAUACUCAUCAAUUUGGUGGGACGUAAGCUGGCAAUGUUGUUGCUGGUGCUGCCCUUCACUCUAGGUUGGGGUUUGCUAAUUUGGGCGCAAAAUGUGCCCAUGAUGUUUGUCGCUCGUUUCCUGCUGGGUAUUGCUGGUGGUGCAUUCUGUGUAGCCGCACCUAUGUAUACGGGUGAGAUAGCGCAGAAGGAGAUACGUGGCACGCUUGGUAGCUUCUUUCAACUUAUGAUAACGGCGGGUAUAUUGUUUGUGUAUGCCAUCGGUGCGGGAUUGAGUGUGUUUUGGAUGAGCAUCGUAUGCGGUGUGAUACCAUUGGUAUUUGGUAUCAUUUUCGUAUUCAUGCCGGAAUCACCCACAUAUUUGGUUAUUAAAAAUAAGGAUGAAGGUGCUAUCAAAUCCAUUCAAUGGCUACGUGGCAAGGACUAUGAAUAUAAGGCUGAAAUUGAAGAAUUACGCGAAACCCAGCUAAAGAUUAAUGAGAAUCAGGUUUCCUGGUGGGUGGGUCUGUCACGUCCCGUCACACGAAAGGCUUUGCUCAUCAGUUUGGGCCUCAUGUUCUUCCAGCAAUUAUGUGGUAUUAACGCUGUCAUUUUCUACUCGGCCAAAAUUUUCGAGGAUGCGCAAACCGGCAUCGAUGCUAACCUCUCAACCAUUGUCGUCGGCAUAAUGCAAUUCAUCGCCACUUUUGUAUCCACAAUUGUUGUUGACAAGCUGGGACGUCGUCUAUUGUUGCUCACCUCAGGCCUUAUUAUGGCACUCGCUACCAUUUCCAUGGGUGUCUACUUUUACAUGCAGGAUCAAGAUGCCAAUUCAGUGGCCACGCUCGGUUGGUUGCCUGUCGUCAGCUUGUGCGUCUUUAUUGUACUCUUCUCACUCGGCUUCGGACCAGUACCAUGGUUGAUGAUGGGUGAAGUAUUUGCGGCCGAUAUUAAGGGAGUGGCUGGUUCCAUUGCCGGUACAACUAAUUGGGCUUUGGCUUUCCUUGUAACAAAAUCAUUUGUGAAUCUAAGUGACUCAUUGGGCAAAGGACAAACCUUCUGGCUCUUCUCGGCGAUUACCAUUAUUGGAGUUUUCUUUGUAUUCUUUAUUGUGCCAGAGACGAAGGGCAAGAGUUUGAAUGAGAUACAAGCCGAAUUGGAGGGCAAGAAUGCGAGCACGACGUCACAAGCAGCAGCAGUGAAUGGUGCUGUUUAAGGCAAAGUCGAGAUUUAACGCUAACACCUACUAAAGGAAAACCGAAAAAAACAGGGAUGCAUGCAGGCAGAUGGAUUGUGGUGUGAGAAGAGAAGCAUUUCGCGGCGCAGUAGAUCGCGAAGUGGCUGAAGAAGAAGAAGAAGGAGUUGAACGUAUUAAAGCUUUUCAACAUAAAUUAUUGUUCUUUUUUUUUGUUUAUUGAAAAGUAUUGCAUAACUUUAGUUACUAUCAAUACACAAGCAAAACACAUUCACACACAUACACCGCAUGUUGAAUAAUCAUACAUAUGCAUAUAUAUUUACAUACAUACUUACAUACAUACAGUCUCUUAACGAUUAAGUCUAAAAUUAAGUAUGGAUGCAUGCGUCUGAAAAGGACGCUAAUUUAUGGAAGCAAAAAUUUAAAAAAAAAAUAAAUUAACUCCUUCGCUGCGUUUAAUAAUUCUACAAAGGAGAAUUUACGUACAUAUAAUUAAAUUCAUUGUAGAUUUGUAAAUUUUGUUUAUGUAGUAGAUUAUGCGCAUAAACUGUAAUAUUUAUAUUUGUGCGUCAAAAUUGUUAUUAUUUUUUGUGUUGUUUUAAAUAAUUGUAAAAGUUCGUAUACUCAAUUUUGCUUCAUUGCAGUUUUAUAUAGUUAUUUUAAUUGAAUGCACUUUUAGUAGACAGCACAUUAAACUGAAAUUUUAAAUUUUGAAAAGCAAAUACUUAAUUUAAAAAACAAAAAAAAAAUUUAAUUCUUGAAAAAUCAAUUGUGAAAAAUUUUUUAAAUCUCAAUUUAUAGAAUUAAAUUUUUUGUUAACAUCUGCGUAGAUAUUAUAAAAACACUCUCCACCCAUCUCUUGUUUCGAAACGAACAUGAACAGCCGAGUAAAAUAUAAAAAUCUUGGCCCCUAUCUAAGUAAUUUUUAAGAUAUUUUUGUUUUAACAAUUUAAUUUAGUUCUGCAAUUAAAAAAAGCGAUUUUAACGCAAAAAUGUAUGCUGACAGCUAAACAGCUAAGAAGUUAGUGCAGUUGGCAUGCGUAAAUGUAGCUACCAGCGCUGAAAACAAAUGAAAAUGCAACUAACAGAGAAGUUAGCAUAAAUACGUCGGCGAAUGUUAAUGUAAGUAACAUGCAUUAACAUACGCUGCAAUAGAACUAACAGAGAAGACUGAAGGUCAAGGAAUAAAUAAUCCUAAAGCAAAAAAAGCGAAAUUGCUUAAAUAAUAACAAAAUAAGCACAAACAUGAAAUGUUUAAAAUACACUUGAAUGUUAUAAAAUUGUAAGGCCUAUUCUGAGUUAGGUUAAUUAAGAAGUUACAUAUGUAAGCAGAAUUACGGUGACACUGCAACACAUUAAGGCAGCACAUUAAGGCGUGCGCGUUUAUUAUGUGUGUCAAGGAAGCUAGUUGCAUGUAAGAAGUUUGUUGGCAAGAAAAUUUUGUUUGAAAAUAAAAUGUUGAGAUUUGAAAAAAUGUUAGCAUUAAAACCACCGUAGUUACACAAUAUAGAUUAACCCCAAAAUAAGCAUAUUAGAGUUUACAAAAAACAAAAACACAAUAUCAUUAAAAACAAAACACAAAAA
Rhagoletis zephyria (snowberry fruit fly) is the source of this 3107-nucleotide messenger RNA. RefSeq names its product solute carrier family 2 member nebulosa (gene nebu). Gene Ontology annotation, biological process: carbohydrate transport; transmembrane transport. The record is from RefSeq and is a predicted model, not a curated record. Lineage: Eukaryota; Metazoa; Arthropoda; Insecta; Diptera; Tephritidae. Gene Ontology annotation, cellular component: membrane. Gene Ontology annotation, molecular function: sugar transmembrane transporter activity.